Messenger RNA from Harpia harpyja (harpy eagle), 5096 nucleotides. Its product is annotated as polycomb group RING finger protein 3-like. Gene Ontology annotation, biological process: regulation of transcription by RNA polymerase II. Bases 285 to 1013 code for a protein of 242 amino acids. NCBI's taxonomy places the organism in Eukaryota, Metazoa, Chordata, Aves, Accipitriformes, Accipitridae. Gene Ontology annotation, cellular component: PRC1 complex. The transcript has 9 exons. The record is from RefSeq and is a predicted model, not a curated record.
UUUUGUUUUGAUUUGUAGUAAAUUAAAUUGAUUUUGUUUCUUCCCCAAGUUGAGCCUGUCUUUUGCCCGUGACCAUAAGUGGGGAGUGAUCCCUCCCAGUCCUUAUCUCGACCCACGAGCUUUUCUUUAUAUUUUCUCCUCAUCCCAACAGGGCCAGGGGCAGAGGAGUGAGCGAGCAGCUUCGUGGUGCUUUGUUACCGGCUGGGCUGAAACCACGACACAGAAAUAACUUUCAGCAAACAUAAACACAAGUCUGGGAGUGUAUUCAUAAUUGUAUACCAAAGAUGAUGACUAGAAAGAUUAAGCUUUGGGACAUUAAUGUCCAUAUAACCUGUCAUUUAUGCAACGGAUACCUGAUUGAUGCCACCACUGUAACAGAAUGCUUACAUACUUUUUGUAGAAGCUGCUUGGUGAAAUAUUUGGAGGAAAACAAUACCUGUCCAACAUGUCGGAUUGUUAUACACCAGAGCCAUCCAUUACAGUAUAUUGGUCAUGAUAGAACAAUGCAAGAUAUUGUUUAUAAACUUGUGCCAGGCCUCCAAGAAGCGGAAAUGAAAAAGCAAAGGGAGUUCUAUCACAAACUGGGUAUGGAAGUACCAGGGGACAUCAAAGGGGAGACAUGCUCUGCAAAGCAACAUCUAGAUUCACAUCGCAAUGGUGAAACUAAACCAGAUGAAAAUUCAAACAAAGAAACUUCUGAAGAAAAACAGGAAGAAGAUAAUGACUAUCAUCGAAGUGAUGAACAGGUAAGCAUCUGCUUGGAAUGCAAUAGCAGCAAAUUACGUGGACUGAAACGAAAGUGGAUCCGCUGCUCAGCACAAGCAACAGUCUUGCAUCUAAAGAAGUUCAUUGCUAAAAAACUUAACCUUUCUUCUUUUAAUGAGCUGGAUAUAUUAUGCAAUGAAGAGAUUCUUGGCAAGGACCACACACUCAAGUUUGUAGUUGUUACUAGAUGGAGAUUUAAGAAAGCACCUCUACUGCUACAUUACAGACCCAAAAUGGACUUGCUGUAGGAGAACUUUAUUGUCCUUCUGGACAGUUUUUUUUGCAGAGACUAUCAUCUGGUACCUUAGUGCAGCACUUAACUCUCAUGUGAAACGAACCAGCAGAAUCAUUUUGGAACAUUGUAGUGCUUCUAUAGCAGACUGUCCUUCUGAAUAUUUCUAGGGAUGUGCUACAUGGAUUUUUGGACAAAAAAAAAUAUAUAUAUAUAUAUUUAUUUUUGUACAAAUGAAAUAAAUCACAACUCAACAGGAUUCUACCAGCACUGAGUUUACAGGUAGUGAAAACACUUCGCAGUUCCAUGGAGCUCAGCCUGAUUCAUCUAUUUGUAGUUACACAAAAAUAAGUUAAAAUGGUGUGGGAGAGAUUUAAAAUGUUGCUUUUAACACCAAAUUACUACAUUUACUUAUUUUUUUGUCUUUAAAAUUUACAAAUUGUUUCAGUAUGUUUUUCUGAGGUGUUCUUGUUUUAUGUAAUAUGCCCAAUUAUGUCAGCUUUAAUCAAGCCAUUCUAUAGAGCAUUGAACAUACCUAAUGAUAUACAGUGACUGGUGAUAUUUAUUAUGCUGCAUUAAAAACUUCCUAAAAGCCUGGAUAUCCAAUUACUUCAUUAGUUUUGCACAAUGUUUGUUCUUUAUUUUGUAUUUCAGUAAUGUUUUAAUAUCCCCCCUUUGCAUGUUGAUUUGAAGUGAGUUCACUUGAUUUUUUUAAAUAUGCCUUAAUAUUUUGCCAUGGCAUAAAUUACAUCCAAUCAUAACAAAUACUCAUAAGUGCUGAACUUGUGAAAUUUUUUUAAAGCAAAUAUGUCAUAUAAUUGGGGCUUGCAAAAAUCGAAUUUUACUUUAGGGAGUAUUUGCUAUUUCAUUAGCUGUUAAAAACUAUGGCUGUUGGGCACCUUUUGUUGAUGUUGCACAAGUUUCCAUUUCACUAGCUAAAAAUUCUUCAGUUAACUGUAAACCAAUUCUGUGUUUCUUUUACUGUUUUCUAUAUGAAAUCAUAGCUGUUUAUAGCUCAAUUACUAUUUAUCUUUGAGGUCAGAUUAGAUUACAGGGGCACCGUCUGGCCUUAACUGAUAAUUUUGCUUGUGUCAAGGCCCAAGAGAUGCAAACUACCAUACAUGUAUGUGUGUCUGUGUACAGACAAGCAAGCAUCUUAGAGAAUCCACCUUCAGUAGUGCUUAGCAGUGUUGACUACACUGAUUGAAAGGGUUUUUAAAAUAGUCAGCUUCAUAAAAAUGUGGUAGUAGUUGAAAGUGACUUCUGCAAGCUGUAUGCUGCAUAACAUUAUAUAUAGCAUGGAUGUGAGUGUGUCUGACAUGGGGUCUUAAAUAACUGAAAAGAAGAUAAGCAGUAUUAUUGGCAGCUGGAGGCUGCCAAUAUUUUUUAACUCUUCGAGUUUUCCUGUCAGCUGAAAAUGGCAGUUAUAUCAAACACUUUAUUCUUUCAUAAAAUGUCGAUGGCUAGGAAAAUCAGUAUGCCUGUUAGCACUGUCCUGCUUCUUCCAGCUGUGCUCCCCUACUUUGCAAGAAAGCAUUGCUUAACAUUACUUGAUAAUAGGAGGUUGAUCUCAUAAGAGGCUUAUUCAAGUAUUCUAAAUCCUACUGCCUCUUCUUGAGUUUUCUAAGCACCAUAUUGCUCUGCGCAUCUCCCAUGCUUUUUCUUAAUUGAACUUUUCAGUUCUUUUCCUAGUUCUGCUGUUGCCAGAGGGAAGCUCUAAGUUCACUUGUUUGUCUCAGGAAAUGGGGCCCUUGUUGUCAUUUAUGGCUAUAGAUGGUGAAUGGUGAAGAAAAUGAAAGAAAUGCAAAGAGAAAGAAAAAGUCUACUGAACUAUGGGGAUGGUCAAGAGAGCCACAGUAAGGCCAGUGGAGUACUGCCAUCUCUGCAAAUGAUGAUGUGAGACCACUAAAUUUGAACUGGUUUAGACAGGACUUCUUUAUGUCAGGGCUUAGAGAAUGUGCAUGUGAUGGAAUUAGAAGUUUGCUCUUGUUUUGCUGUACUGUUUCUGGACUCGCUUACCUACAAUUUAGCUUUUAUCUGUUUUUAGCAUUAAUAGAAGUGACAGAAGAGGACAGGUGAGAUCUAAUUAGUCUCUAUUUUUGGUAGUUUUUCACAGAAUAGUGAAUGCAGGUGAUAUGGAUGUAUAUGUAAGUUAACAUAAUAGGCCUUUCUGGAACUCUUUGGCUAUCAUUGUAUACUUCCCAGUGUAAAUCAGGGGCUGGUUCCAGUUGGUAAGGCUUCCAGAGAAUGCAAAUAUAGUUAUAAACACCCAUCCUCCAGGCACCCCUAAUGUACCUGACACAGACAUGGAGCUCAAGUCCAUAGACCAUGUAAAUGCCUAAUUAAUUUUUCAGCUACAGUAUAAGGGUUUUAUAAAUAUAUUUGUGAUUGGUCUACCUCAGUAUAUGUACACUGUGGAACCUUUUUGCAAGAUCAGAUGUUGAUGCAGCGCUGUUGAAGUUUAUUGGGAUUUUAGUGUUUCCCUGUGUAGCUCUACAACUGAAAGAAGUUAGCAGUUACAAACAUGUAAAUUCAGAAAGCUCUCUGCCAUUCAGUUCUAAAUCUUGCUCUAACAGUCUAUAGUAUAGAAUAUAUGUUUGCAAGUUUGUAACUACCUUUGGAAUCACUUGAAUUUGUUACGGUGCUAUAUCAAUAUAUUUAAAUCUUUAUAUAUGUAUGCAUCUGUAGCUAGUGUUAACACCUAUAGCUGGUGAUUGCUCAUAAUUGUGUGUAACUGCUUUUGUUAUGUGUUUAACCUGAUAAAACCUCAGCAGUGCUUUUAAAAACAAAACAAACAAACAAACAAAACCAACCACAACCCUAUUGUUCACAUCAUGUCACAAUAGCUAUCAUCUUCAUUACAAAAGCUGUUUCCCAUGGGGAGGGAUGGGAUGCACCAUUUGUUUGGUUUCUAGCUUUAUAGAAAGACUAGACUACAACUGAAUUCAAGUCAGAGGCAAGCCUUGGAGUCAAAGUUCCGUUUUACUUCUUUGAAGCUUAAGAAACAGUUGAUUUAAUGUCAAGAUUAUAUUGGCUAAAACAAUACUGACUUCUCUCUCUUUUUUUUUUUAAGCUUUUAAAUCUGAAAGUUGGGCUCAGUAUAGAUAUUUCUUGAAUCCUGAUAAGGUCAUGAUUAAUUUAUUUUGAUCUUAAUGAAGAUAGCAUUACUGUGAAGUAAUUUUUACAGCCGCUUACACUGGUAAAUAAUUGCGGUAAAAAGGUAUCUUGUAGCAUUAUCCUCAGCAGCAAUGAGACUAAAUUAUCCCAGGCUCAGAGUCUCACUAGAUAUAGUUUUCAUUAAAAAUAGAUAAUUCACAGAAAAUAUAUAAUAUUGAAUUUAAAUAAGAUUUAGGAGCUUGGAAAAAUUAACUUUAUAAAAAUUAUUUAUUAUAUUAAGCAUUCUGUUUUAUUUUAUCAUUCGAGUAUUUUUUGUUUCAAAGGUCCAGCUUUAUUUGCAGGCAUAUAAAACUGUAAAAGUUUUCACAGCUUCUUCCUGUUAUAUUAGGUUUGAAUGGCUUUUAUUUGUAUGUCUUUGCUAUGUGUGGCUGAAGAGCUUUGCUUUUUCUUUUGUGCAAUGGGUCAGAAACAUGCAUUUAUAAGGCAUAUGUUUAAAUUGUAAAUGUAGCACCUACUUCUAAAUUGAAAAGCAAUGUAGAUGGGGGUUUUCAUAUAUACAUUCAGUGGGUUUUUGCUUGGGAUUUUAAUUUGUGGUUUGUUGGGUUUUUUUAAUAAUGAAGUUUGGAAUUUUAUGGGCUUGUAAAAUCUUUAAGUGCAAGAACUACCCAUCAGCAAUAUUUUAAAAUGGUUGAUCUAGCAAGAAACUUCAAUAUGAAUUGUGGAAGUAAUAUGCAAAAGAUGCAGCCUAUCCAAAAUUGGUUUGUGCCAUUGUUAUGUCUGGUAUCUUUGCGUGUCAUCUAACUUGAGAAUAUUUAUUUUUAUUGGUUGUGCAAUAAUAUACACAACACUGUCACCUCUGGGAAUGUGGGACUGCAAAAAUGAGACUACAUUUAUGAUGGUACUAUUUUUUUUCAAUAGACUAUGAGCCUUUGAAAGCUUAUUUGGUUCUACUGUUGUUAUAACAGCAUAAUUAGUCUUAGGA